AUGGCCGCUGGGUCGUCUUCUUCUUCCUCCGGAAACUCCUCUUCCCACUUGCACCUAUGCUUGCUCUUCUUCUACUUCUUCCUCGUGUUCCUCUUCUGCGGCGGCGGAGGCUUUGUGGGGGUGGCGAAUGCUCGGCCUGUUUCGUCGAUCGUCAGCGAGGCGACAUAUAACUCGCUAUUCCUGCACAAGGACGACAGCGUCUGCCCCGCCAGGGGGUUCUACCCCUACUCCGCCUUCGUCCAGGCCACCCGCCGCUUCCCUCUCUUCGGCGCCUACGGCGACUUGGCCACCCGCAAGCGCGAGGUCGCCGCUUUCCUUGCCCAGAUCUCCCAUGAGACCACCGGUGAGGAAGAAGAAGGAGAAGAUCAUUAUCCUCAUCAUCAUCGCUCUCUCUCUCUCUCUCUCUCUAUCUAUCUAUCUAUCCAGCUAGCUAGCUACCUACCUGCCUACCUAUCUAUCUCGCUCUCUCUCUCUCUCUCUCUCUCUGUGCUUGACUGGUUUAGGGAUGGGUUCCAGGGGGGUGGGCGACGGCGCCGGACGGACCAUACUCGUGGGGCCUGUGCUUCAAGGAGGAGAUAAGCCCCCCAAGCAACUACUGCGACUCCACCAAUACACAGUGGCCCUGCUUCCCCGGCAAGUCCUACAACGGCCGAGGACCCAUCCAGCUCUCCUGGUAACACCCUCUCUCUCUCUCUCUCUCUCUCUCUCUCUCUCUCUCUCUCUCUCUCUCCCUCUCUCUCUCUCUCUCUCUCUCUCUCUCUCUCGCUCGCUCUCUAUCUAUCUAUCCAUCUAUCUAUCUCGCUCUAAAGGUGUCUGGUUUUUGUGCGUGGGGUGGGUGGUGCAGGAACUACAACUACGGCCCGGCGGGGAGGGCGCUGGGGUUCGACGGGCUGAGGAACCCGGAGAUCGUAGCGAACAACUCGGUGGUGGCGUUCAAGACGGCGCUAUGGUUCUGGAUGACGAGACAGCCGCCAAAGCCGUCCUGCCAUGACGUCAUGGUCGGGAGGUACCGCCCCACCGCCGGCGACAUUGCCGCCAAUCGGACCGCCGGCUUCGGGCUCGUCACCAACAUAAUCAACGGCGGCCUCGAGUGCGGCAUCCCAGGAGACUCCCGGGUCAACGACCGCAUCGGAUUCUUUCGCCGCUACGCACAGAUCUUUGGCGUUGAUGUCGGCCCCAACCUCGACUGCGCAAACCAGAGGCCCUUCGGCUGA
Messenger RNA from Spirodela intermedia, 1214 nucleotides. The record is from the annotation of a GenBank genome assembly. Lineage: Eukaryota; Viridiplantae; Streptophyta; Magnoliopsida; Alismatales; Araceae.